UUUGACGAAUAUUUUUCAAAAUUUUAAGUGAAUGCCAAAAUUAAAAGUAAAUCCUCAAAAAUGCAAUCUCUGCCGAAUUUCAAUUGUCGCAGUACCUGCAAACAUCGUGAAUGUCAGCGGCAUGCUCAUCUAGGCGUUGUCGAUCAAAAUAUCGACUGUGAAUGUGUGCGGGAUGAUUUGAAUGUUUCUUCGAUGUUUUUGGAAAACCUCUUGGAUCUGUCACACAGUCUGGCCCAAAUAAUGAUCCUGUGUGGCAUACACGAGUGUAAGGCCAAGACAUCUGUGGACAUUAUCACCUAUGCUUUCCUGCAUUACGAUUUAGUUUGCUAUUGCCUGGAUGCCAAGCCAACGAAACGUUUACGCAAGGAAGACAUCUUUCAUGAAUUGGGACGCAAAUGUCUCAUGAAUCGGGUGGAUGCCCAUUUGGCUUAUAGCAUAAUUAAGCGGGGCUUUAAGGCAUUCUAUUAUCGGCCACAUGAAGAGGAGGGUUGUAGGGAAGCGAACGAUAAACCCUCAUUCUCCGAAGAAUGUCUCUAUGUCCAUGCAGCUAAGAAAACUGCCGAAGCCUAUGCCCAAUUCGAUGGCCUGAGCUGUGAUGAACAACGUGGCGUGGAGGCAAAAAUUAAGGUGAUCUAUAAGAAAUUCUACGAUCGCAUGCAGUCACGAAAGUCGAAACCUGUAAGUGGGGAGUGCAAUUGUUGUUUCUGUACCAAGAAUCGUGGUCAUUUGAUUUAUACCAAACCCCCACCGUGCUCAGUACAGCAGCAGCAACAGGAGGCGCCCAAGCGCCCCCACACCUGCCCACAUUGUUGCAAACGUAAAUCGGUAAGGAAAUUUAUUCAUGGCAAAACGGUACAGGCGAAGUGUCCAGUAUGCCAUCGUUCUCGCAAAUUCUGCUCGUGUGCCAAAUACGAUUAUCAAAUUGAAUGGGUCCACAGUAUAUGGGAGAGACCCGAUAUGAAUCUGUACUAUGAGGAGACCAUUGCCAAGGCACCCCAAGAGCCGCUGGCCGGAUGUCAUCCUCAGGGUUCGGGUGAUCUUGGAGAAGAUGUUGAUGAUGCAGCCGGGGAAGCUGUUUUAUACUUUGGAUGCAAAUGA
Molecule: messenger RNA, 1098 nt
Organism: Musca domestica (house fly)
Lineage: Eukaryota; Metazoa; Arthropoda; Insecta; Diptera; Muscidae
Exons: 1
Coding region: 61-1098 (345 amino acids)
Source: RefSeq, a predicted model, not a curated record